Linum trigynum is the source of this 3969-nucleotide messenger RNA. Lineage: Eukaryota; Viridiplantae; Streptophyta; Magnoliopsida; Malpighiales; Linaceae. The record is from the annotation of a GenBank genome assembly.
GUUCGAAAUGUGACACAUACACAUCGAUUGCUGUUAUCGGAAUUUGUGAUCGUUCUACCACUAAAGCAAUUAACUUUCGGACAAAGCAAAUGGAAAAUAAAAUAAGUAGCAAAAUUGUUUUGAUUCCAACUAAUUAACCUCUUUUUUUUUUACUAUAUAAAGAGAAGAAAGCAGGGUAGAUGAACAAAGAUUGGCUAAAAUAAGGUAGAGGGUUGUUGUGAGGUGAAACGGGAAAUCCAAUUGGCUAAAAACCAAAAAAGUCAAACCUUCCUAAAUUUUUGAAACAAAAAAGAAAACUGGGAAAAAAACACCACCAACCAAUAGAAGAGAAGAUGUCAAUACGACUAAGAGACAAAAGGAAUAAAAACAAAGAACCGCUUUAAAUAACUUAUUAAGAAAAAAAAAGUCCAACGGUGGCCGUACGGCAAAAGGGGAGAAAUCAGAAAACUAGGAAGAGAGAAGAGAGAGCGCUUAUCAUAUCAUUAAUCACGGCCAGCUCACCAUUGCGAUUUGAUGAUACGCUCUUCUGUUUAUAUCUCUCUCUCUCUCUCUCUCUCUCUCUCUCUCUCUCUCUAAUUAACAGCACCCACCCACCCAACUGAUCAUUCAAAUCUCUUUCUCUUUCUCUCUGGUUGGUUUCUCUCGACUCUCAAAUCUCACCCUUCAUUUCUUCUUCUUCGUCGUCGUCGUCUCUGCCUCUGGUCUCUGUCUCUGUUACCGUGAAUCUAUUCUGCCCUUUACUAUUAAUUGUUAAAAACUCGAACUUUUUUCUUCUUCUUUUGUUGUAUGGCCCGGUUGUUCUUCCCCUUCCCUUCCCCUAGUCCUCUGUUGUAAGGGAAGGAAGGAAAUUCUGAGAUACUCGCCCCUCGCUUCUCCCUUCUCCUUGGGGAAUUUCUCGCCUUUGAAUGGUGGGUGUAACGACCUUGGAAUCACAGAGCUAGCCGUCAAGGGUGUUUUAGGUCGCCUCUGAAAGGUAAAAAUGGAUGCUCUGUUUUUCGGACUUUCAGAUUCAGGGGUUCCUCCAUUUUCAUUAUGUGCUCUUUGAAUUCGGCAAGUUUCAUGAAGUGUGGGGGUUGGAAUUUUGUGAUGUUGCGUUGGAAUCUUUUGAUUGCGUAUAUAAUAAUGCCACUGGAUUUGAUAUUGUGUAUCUUUUUCUCUGCAAAUUAAUCAAUACAUUGACUUUUUCUUAAGAAAAAAAGUAAGUGCCAUUGAUUUGUGCACGUGAUAGAUUUUGUUGUGAUUAUGAACGGAGCUUUCAAUUUCAAGGUCUAAUUUGUUUUCCUUUACAUAAAGUUUAGUUUUUUUAUUUUUAUGAACAUAAAGUGUUUCUAUGUAUGAAGAAUUGAUGUGACUUUAUAAAAAAACGUUGAUUUGUUGCUUUCUCUGUAGUGGAAUUGAUCAACGGUGUCUGCAUCCUCCUUCGCGAAUUGCCUGCAUCUGCAGUUUGCUACCAUCUUUGGAUUCUGAUCCGAAAAGGAAUCGUUCUUUCUGGUGGGUUUGUUGGAGGAGAAUUAUGUAAGUUAUGGUUUCAACUGGGCUAAAGAGAAUUGUUUCAAGCUGCUGGAAGCCUGCGGUGGACGGAGAAUCUGUUAAUUGCAGAGCUGGAGACCCGGCCACUGGACGUGCUGAUGGAUUGUUGUGGUACAAAGAUGUUGGACGACAUGUGAAUGGUGAAUUCUCCAUGGCUGUGAUUCAAGCUAACAAUCUACUCGAAGACCAGAGCCAGCUUGAAUCUGGGCCCUUGAGUUCACUUGAAUCGGGGCCUCAGGGUACCUUUGUGGGAGUUUAUGAUGGCCAUGGAGGUCCAGAAGCUGCCCGAUUUGUCAAUGAGCGCCUCUUUGAGAAUAUCAAGAAAUUUACAUCGGAGAGUUAUGAAAUGUCUAGUGAUGUGAUCACCAGAGCAUUCUUGGCCACAGACGAGGAGUUCCUUGGCCUAGUGAAGAACCAAUGGCUAGACAAGCCACAAAUUGCUUCUGUGGGAGCAUGUUGUUUAGUAGGGGUAGUAUGUAGUGGACUGCUAUACAUUGCCAAUGCAGGAGAUUCUCGGGUGGUAUUAGGAAGGCUUGAAAAGACCAUGAAGCAACAGGAAGAAGUUAAGGCGAUUCAGUUAUCGUAUGAACACAAUGCCAGCGUCGAAUCUGUGAGAGAGGAGUUGCAACAAUUGCACCCCGAUGAUCCUCAGAUUGUGGUACUGAAACACAAAGUUUGGCGCGUCAAGGGGCUAAUCCAGGUAUCAAGAUCGCUAGGAGACGCCUACCUAAAAAGAUCAGAGUUCAACCGUGAACCUCUAUUAGCGAAGUUUAGAUUGCCUCGACCAUUUGAAAACCCAAUCUUGCUAGCAGAGCCAACAAUCAAAGUGCAGAAACUAACUCCUGAGGAUCAGUUUCUGAUAUUUGCAUCAGAUGGCUUGUGGGAGCACCUGACCAAUCAAGAGGCAGUUGACAUUGUUCAUACUUGUCCUCGUAAUGGUGUAGCGAGGAAGCUCUUAAAGGCUGCACUCCAAGAAGCAGCAAAAAAGAGGGAGAUGAGAUACUCGGACUUGAAAAAAAUCGACCGUGGCGUGAGGAGACAUUUUCACGAUGACAUUACAAUUGUAGUUUUGUUUUUGGAUUCCGAUACCAUAAGUCGCAGCAUGUCCGGAAGUCCAAGUGUUUCAGUAAGAGGAGGAGGAGGUGUGCCAACUUGGACAUAGCUCCACCAACGUUUAGUUUCUCGGAAUUCAACUACCAUGUUCAAUGUCCCUUGAUGUAAGCAUAUGAUCACGUCACCAAUUCACAUCGGUGGAUGCAUGCCAUGACAAUUAUGUAUAAAAUUAUCAUCACUAACAUCCGAUAUUCGUGAAUUGUACGGUCUAAACACAUGCUUAUACCGGGGAUUGUAAGCUGGCUAGCCAGAUUGAAUAUCCGUCUAAGGCUAGGGGUUGAGAUGGGGAGAUGGGAAGAACCAAGAGGGGUAUUAUUGAGCAAUAUGGCAUUUGGAGUAUAAAAAAGAGAACCCAUUUUGUGCAAUUUUCCUCCCCUUUUUUUUACCAGGAGAUGAGGGAGUUGCAAAGAAAGAUUCAUUAUUGUUUCUUUCUUAGUUUCCCUCCCAUUCUAUAGCCAAACCUACUUAAAGGACAAAGAAAAUUCAGGGAAAAUAGGAGGGGGAAUAAGUUCAGUUCUGUUCAGUUCAUCAGUGGGCUAGCACAUAUGAAUAUUAUGUUGUAUAAGUAGCUCUAUUCGUUAUGCAAAUUUCAAAUCAUAGUUAGCACCAUAAAAUAUCAUUUCGUUAAUUUGUCUUAUCCAAUUUGGCAAUUUGUGUUACAGUUUCAUAGCAAGAGUUGAAGGGAGCAUAUUUUCACUAAAAACAAAAGGAAGGGUGCAAACUUUUACACAGAAGCGCUGAAUACUAAACAACUGCAUGUUUUAGGUGAAUCUUGAUAUUUCUACGUCUGUUGUUCUGAAACGAGGAAAGCAUUAACGAAGCAGCUCAGAAAAUGGCUACAUUUACCCUGAAUGGUUCCUCUGCAUCUAUCCUUAAUUGCCAAAACAAAGGACCAUAUCGAGGGAAGAGAAAGAAAGGUUGCAGAUCCAUGUCUCUAUAUAAAAUGGUAAUGAGCACACAAUAAGAACACCUCUUAGCAAGGCAAAUCACCCUAUUCAGCCAAGUCAGAACAUAUCCAUAGGUUACAAGGAAAAACUGCCCACCUUAUCAGCUACAGGAUCCAAAAAUGCACCGAAGGUGGACACUGACCUCAUCUGAAAGAGAAAAAUGCAUUUUAACUUCCUACAAUAUAAAACCUCUGGAAAACUUAUCAGCAAUAGCCCACAUCUCAAUGUCAUCCUCCUUUAAUCACAAAAAAACUCCAUUAUAGUAUUCCUACUUAUACAUACUCUCCUCAGUCCCUUACCUCUUCAUUGCCCACCUUGGUUUUCUGUGUACCGCUUAAUGUACAUGUACUGUACUCCUCAAUCAAGUGACCAUAAUCAG